AUCCUCUCGAGGCGGUUGAGGAAUUAGAACUAAUUGGUAAUUUGCUAAUUAGCUAUAUUUUUAAAAUAUUAAAGUAAUGUCUUGUUGGUUGGCUUAACAUAUCAUAUCAUGGCGAGCAGGAGAAAUGGCAGCGCCGGACGAAAGAAGGAAAUUGCAGAGCAUCAAAAGGAACGUAGACGCGCUCUGCAGGCCCGCCACCGUGCCACAUUGGCUGGGCUCUUUGACAACUUGAGAAAAGUGGUGUGCCCGUUAGAAAAGACACCGGCAAAGUGGAAGAUCCUGCACCAUGCCAAAGACUUCUUUCAGGAACAGGAGGCCUAUUUGGAGAAACUGUUGUCAUUGAAAGAGACGUUCCUGUUGGACGCUGACGGGCCUUACAGCCUACAGGAAGUGAGAGACGAGUAUCGCCGUCAGCAUUGCCAGCGCAGCGCAUCCAGAGACCGCUCUGCGUGCCCUGUCUGGAAGCCGGGUCAGGGGUGUCCCGGCCCGCGUGCAGCGGGCGGCUCGGGCAGCAGCAGUGAGGCGGACCCGGCGGAGGACCUGGGCCUGUCCCAGUCCACCCCCACCUCCCAGCCCGACAUCCUGGAGUUUGAGGGGUACCUGCUCUUCUACAGGAGGACGCUGGAGAGGCUGCUGGGGGGCGGGGUGCUGCUGCCGGACCAGACGGGCCUGCCCGUGGUGUCCGAGGCCAUUUCGGCCCUGUGGCAGAGCCUUCCCCUGGAGCGGAGGGCCUCCUACCAGGACCGCAGCCAGGAGCAGAGCUCCUUCCCCUGGGGAGGCCCCUCUGAGGAGCCCCCUCUCCCCGACACCCCCGGCUGCUCCUCCCAGAACAGCCAGGGCGCAUCUGGAUCCUCCGGCUCCACCUUUGAAGAGGACCUGCUCCAGGAUGCCUACGACGUGGUUCAGAAGGACCUGUCUUCAGGUGACAGCCCAGAGCUGGACUUGCAGAAGCAGAAGGAGCUGUACGACCACAUCAUCAGCUUCGUGAAGAGGCACAUGGCGGAGGAGUUCACACAGGUGAGGACGAGGAAGGUGAGGUUUCCUCUCGCCUUUUUCCAGAUGCACCCUGGGUAACGGUCCGUUCAAGUGUCCUUCCCGACCAGCGCCGUGUUUCCUGAAGCAGCAGGAUUACAGAGUGAGCUGGAUAACUGCGCCGAGUAAAACACAGAACAGCUCUUAACUCCAGUCCAGAUGGUCCACAUUUUGGGAGGGUUCCGGGUUUUACCCAGCGCAGUCCUCCAGCUAACCCAGUAAUCCUGCUUCGUCAAACAAGGCCGAUGUCUAUUGGUCAGUCCACAGUCCUGUGCAGUCCUCAUUCUGGUGUAGCCCAGACCAGCAAGAAAAAUAAAAACCUGUGACCAGUGACUGAUGUAACUGAAAAGUGGUUUGCCCUCUAAACUUUGCGCCCCAUGUGACAGAACUCCUGUCUUCCUGUUCCUCCAGGAAGUGUGCCAGUUUCUGAGGUGCACCGAAACCUUCGACGACGACUUGUGAAACAAGCUCCGCCCCCACACUGUUUUUUUUAUCUUCUUUUCAUGAUAUUUAAAACACUAUACUAUUAAAAAUACUAUUUAUGUUAUUUAUCAGAAAAAAAAGUUUGUUUAAAAUCAAAAUAAUCUGCUCCAUUUAAGAUACUGUGUGUAAUUUUUGAACCCCUGACCGUGUUUUUCUUCUUUUCAUGAUAUUUAAAAUACUAUACUAUUAAAAUACUAUUUGUUAUUUAUCCAAAAAAAAAGUUGUAAGAUCUAAAUCAUCAGCUGUGUGUCAUUUCUGAACCUCUGUUCACGCAUUAUUGACGUACCUCAGGACCGU
Anguilla rostrata (American eel) is the source of this 1812-nucleotide messenger RNA. RefSeq names its product stimulated by retinoic acid gene 8 protein-like. Gene Ontology annotation, cellular component: nucleus. The transcript has 8 exons. Gene Ontology annotation, biological process: cellular response to retinoic acid; oogenesis; spermatogenesis. The record is from RefSeq and is a predicted model, not a curated record. NCBI's taxonomy places the organism in Eukaryota, Metazoa, Chordata, Actinopteri, Anguilliformes, Anguillidae. Bases 109 to 1074 code for a protein of 321 amino acids.